GUUCUGAUAAACACGAGUAAAACAGAGACAGGAAAUAGAGGGUCUUUGGGUAAUGAGUUCCAGCCACUCUUGAAACAGAAAGCUAGUGAAGGCAUUACUUGAAAAUAGUUUCUCUAUGACAGCCUAGCAAUUUUUAGCUUGUUAUUUUACCAUUAAAAGGGAACACUCUCACUGCAGUUUUCAACUGCACUACAGAAGCUUCCCUUUCCCCCUCCCUCCCUCUCUCUUUUUUCCCCUCAGACCAUCUGGCAUUAUGCAUCUUUUGAAGCCUUUAGAAUGAUAUUACUGCCUGUUGAUGACUGAUCUCUGCUUAAAAAAACCCAGAUGCUCUCUGGGUUGGGGAGGUGGGGAGACGCUGCCUGAAGUUUGUACAGUUGUGUGUGUACAUUCAGCAGAAGAGUUUAGAAGGAGCCCGGGGGACAAUUUUAAGUCAAAUAUGUACAGACAUCCAGCUUGCUAGAGGUAGAGAAACUCAGUGUGAGUUGGGGAGAGCGCUAGAUAGAAAGAUUGUGGUGUCUCUCCAGAACAAAGCUGUGAACCCAGGGAAUAUAAUUGCUGAGAUGGGCCCGAAGCAUGGAGAGUGAGAUUGAUAUUUACAAACACUUCACGUGGCUAAAGAGGUCCCAGGUGAAUCACCAUACUUCUGCCAGUAAUGAAACCUAUCAAGAACGCCUGACAAGACUAGAGGGUGACAAAGAGUCUCUCAUACUUCAGGUGAGCGUCCUUACAGACCAGGUGGAGGCCCAAGGAGAAAAGAUCAGAGAUCUAGAAGUUUGCCUCGAGGGGCACCAGCUGAAACUUAAUGCUACCGAAGAGAUGCUUCAACAGGAGCUGCUAAGUCGAACAUUGCUGGAAACUCAGAAAUUGGACCUAAUGGCAGAAGUUUCGGAUCUGAAGAUUAAGCUGGUUGGGAUGGAGAAGGAACAAAGCGAAUAUGAAGAGAAGCAGAACAAAGCUGAGUCAGUAGUGAACCUGAUCAGUGAACUACAAGAACAAAUGUGUAGACUGCAGCUGGACAUUAAUAGUAAAAUCCAGGAAAGAAAAUCCCACAGUAGGAAGCCAAAUAUGGCAGCAGUCGGUCCUCAAGAUAGCAUUGACUCGGUGACAGAGGUCCCUGUUUGGAAGAAUUGCAUUCAGUGUGAUAACUUAUUACAGGAACUAAAACACCUAAAAAUUAAGGUUGAAGAGCUGGAAAAUGAAAGAACCCAGUAUGAAUGGAAACUGAAAGCAACCAAAGCUGAAAUUGCACAGCUUCAGGAACAGUUAGCUCUAAAAGACUCGGAGAUUGAACGAUUACAGAGUCAAAUCUCGAGGACAUCGGGAAAUAAUGAAAUUGCAGAAAGAGAGGAAGUGUAUAGGCGAAGGCUAAAAGAAAAACAUCAAGAGGUCCAAUGUUUGAAAGUAGGAAUGGAAUCAUUAUUGGCUGCAAAUCAAGAAAAGGACCGCCGAAUAGAAGAGUUAACUGUAUUGCUAAGUCAGUACCGAAGAGUGAAAGAGAUCAUGAUAGCAGUACAAGGAACUUCAGAAAGAGUUUUGUGUGGAAGCAGUGAAGAUGAUAUUGAAGUAACUUUAAGAAAAUGGAAUCCCAUGAAUAAGCCCCAAAUAGAACUAUAUAAGCCAGAGUUACCUCCAGGGGAAUUGACCCUACCUAUGUUGCCUCCUCCUCCACAAAAGAAAAUGCUGGAAAUGAGCGGAAGCUCCCCAGUUCCUUCAAAUAACCUGUUUUCUGCAAACGGACAAAGCCUGGAAGUCCAACAUAGGGCGCCUCAGAAAAAAAUAUCAAGUAGUCUUGAAGACUUGCAAAGUGAAUCCCUGGAAAAGCAUGUAGAUGCGAAACCAGUAGAACGUGAUGUAACACAAGAGAAUAAGCCAUUCGUGAAAAGCAGCAAAUACCAAACCUUGCCAGGGAAGCUUCCUCGACCUGCACACAACGGCGAUACUGGGGCAUACAGUACUCCUUCUCCAAGUACGUGCCGUGUGAAUGGCAACGGAGACAGCAGCAUACAGAGCCUGAAUCGCAUCAGGAGUGUCAGUGCACCAAUCUUAGGGGACUCUGACAAUAUGGAUGGUACAAUGAAUUCAGAUGACCUUUCACCUUUGUCAUCGGGAACAGAAUCUGGUGCACAGUCUCCAUUAUCUCCGGAAAAUAAAAGAAGUCCAAGAGGAAUAAAGAAAAUAUGGGGAAAAAUACGCAGGACCCAGUCUGGAAAUUUCCCUGGAGAUGAUCUGGGCUUGGUUGAAUUUCGAAGAGGUGGCCUCCGUGCAACAGCUGGACCUAGAUUGUCUCGGUCAAAGGACACCAAGGGACAGAAGAGUGAUCAUAACGCCCCAUUUGCCCAAUGGGGCACUGAACGAGUCUGUAACUGGCUUGAAGACUUUGGUCUUGGGCAGUAUGUCAUUUUUGCACGACAAUGGGUGACAUCUGGCCACACCCUCUUAACAGCAACACCGCAGGAUAUGGAAAAGGAACUAGGAAUAAAGCAACCUCUGCACAGGAAGAAAUUGGUUUUGGCUGUUAAAGCUAUCAAUACAAAACAAGAUGAUAAGUCCGCUCAGCUAGAUCAUAUCUGGGUGACUCGAUGGCUUGAUGAUAUUGGCUUACCUCAAUAUAAAGAUCAGUUUCACGAAUCGAGAGUUGAUGGCAGGAUGCUGCAAUAUUUAACUGUGAAUGACCUCCUUUUCCUCAAAGUCACAAGCCAGUUGCAUCAUCUCAGCAUUAAGUGUGCCAUUCACGUGCUCCAUGUGAACGGUUUCAACCCUCACUGCCUACGGAGGCGACCGGCGGAUGAGAAUAACAUUUCGCCUUCCGAAGUAGUUCAGUGGUCCAAUCACAGAGUAAUGGAAUGGCUCAGAUCAGUAGAUCUGGCAGAAUAUGCACCGAACCUUCGAGGAAGUGGAGUUCAUGGUGGCCUUAUUAUCCUUGAACCUCGUUUUAAUGGUGAUGCUCUGGCAAUGCUUCUCAACAUUCCACCUCAAAAAACGCUGCUAAGGCGCCACUUAACCACUAAUUUCAACGUGCUAAUUGGACCAGAGGCACAGCGAGAAAAAAGAGAAAUAUUGGAAUCUACAGCUUAUGCGCCUCUGACUACCACUGCGAAAGUCCGGCCAAAGAAACUUGGAUUUUCACAUUUUGGAAACUUGCGAAAAAAGAAAUUUGACGAAUCUACGGAUUACAUUUGCCCUAUGGAUACCAGCCCAAGUACCACCAACGGUACUCAGAGAAGCUACGGCGCCUACAAAGUGCAUAAUGCCCUCCCUGACAAAGAAUUAGACAAACUGGAUCAGAUGGAACAUUCAGAAGGAACAGUAAUGCAAAUAGGGGAACUUUCUCAAGGAAUAAACAACCUCACAACUAUGUUAAGCCAAGAUCAGUUGCUGAAUGAUGAUAGAUUUUUAACAACAACGUUUGAGGACUGGUGAUGAAGAUUCCAUGUGACCAACACCGCUCUUAAUACCUCAGUUGUAUUAGGGGAUAUGACUGGUCCAGGCUGGGUGCUCUGUUUAAAAAUAUGCCACUGAAAUGUGUGAAACCUUUUUAAGUGCUGUUUUUCACAUCUCCCACCCCAACAGCAAUGGAAACCCUAAGGUCCAGGUACUUAAUACAUGCAGUCAAAGAACCUAUGCAACAUUUUUAGAAGUAGUAAAAUUAAGAAUAUGUAAAUAUAUUUUAAAGCACAGUGAGCCAUUUACUAGUCAGUGAUCCAUUUUCUAUAUUUUGUACUUGCUCAUGGUGCAUAUUAUUGGAAUCAUGUUAGUUUUCUAAGGUAUCACCCCUUAUGAAUGGUUAGUACAACCAACACCAUGUUUUUCUUCCAGUCUGGUAUAACGAUCCCCUGAUAUGAUAAACAUGCUAAUUAUUUACUUGACCACUUACACUAAAGCUGUAUCUAAUGUGUCUCCUGUUGGACACUAACACUCCCACCCUUUAAAGACUAUUCCAGUCCAGUAUACAGUUUUCCUCUCUCCCUCACAACUUGUGUUCUGCAUUGUACAUGAGGUCUGCAAUAAGAAAAUGUAUUGUCCUUUACUUCAUAAGGCCAAGUAGUGAAGUAGUACCCCACUGGCACGAUUAUUUCUUUCUGUGACAUUCUCCCUUACCAGCAUCUCUCACAUUGGAUGAGCUAAAAAAAAAAAAAUCUCUGCUCAAGAUGCAAUGAAAAUAUUCAUUUACCUUAAUACUGCAUUUCUUAAAUGCUGCAGUUUCACUCUUGCAGUAUGCUUAAAAGGUAAAGGUACCCCUGCCCGUACGGGCCAGUCGUGUCCAACUCUAGGGUUGUGCGCUCAUCUCACUUAAGAGGCCGGGAGCCAGCGCUGUCCGCAGACACUUCCGGGUCACGUGGCCAGCGUAUGCAGUAUGCUUACAGUGGAUUAAUUUCUAAGGAUUUGUGCUCGAUGAGCUUUUUACCAUAAUAGCUAAAAACAAAACACUUAUCAGAAAAUGAUGUUUAGAGAGCAUGAACGGACCAAAUGGACUACCAGAAAGCAGUAAAACCACCAGCUGCUUGAAACUUAGAUAAUAUUGUGAGGCCUGCCUUCCUUAAUAAUGCCUGCUAUAAAUUUAAGGAAUUAAUUGGAAGAAGGGGGUUACUUUAACUUUUCAACCUAAAUUGUGAAGCAAGCAGUAGACCUUUCAUACACCCAGGCUUUUUUCUUUCAAAGUCUCAGUAUUUCUGCAGAUGGAAUGUUGUAAGCCUGCCACAGAUCAGGAGAUUAAGAUAAGUUUUCCCAUUCCAUAAAUAUUCUGGAGGCAGAAGUUUCCACACUAGGGGGAAAAGUUGUCCUUAAUUUAAAGCAUUUGUAUUACCUACUUUCUUCAUUGAAGCAUUCAUGUGAUUGUCAUUAGGACUGUUGUACUGCACACAGCUGCUUCUUGUUUCCUUUAUGAAAAUCAGAACACUGUCCUGUCCUGUUCAGAAACUGGCUUUAUAGCAAAUAGCAGUUCCAUGAGCAUUUUGUAUCUGCUUGUUUUGUUCCUAAAUCUUUGCUCAUGCAGAUCUGCUCUAAAGACCUUCAAGCCUGCUCUAGUGUAGCACUGUGGACAUCUACGCAUCAUUAGGCAAGGGUACCACCUGCUGGUGACAAAGUUUUGGUCGCAAAAACACACACAUUCCAAAUGUAACUUCUGUUGCCAUCCUAAUAAUAAUAGCACAACUCUGAAUGUUUUUAUUUUGCAAGAGAGAGAUCAACAUGCAGCCAGCAGAUAUCCAUUGAAUCAAACUGUGAAAGCUGGGGUGGGUGGCCGUUUGGACUUUACUAUUAAGCAACAGGUCCUUGAAUGCUUGUACAAGAUGAAUACUUGAAGCAUAAACUACUUAAUGGCUUUUCAGCCCUGGAGAGCUUUUGAA
This is a messenger RNA of Podarcis muralis (Common wall lizard), 5345 nucleotides long. NCBI's taxonomy places the organism in Eukaryota, Metazoa, Chordata, Lepidosauria, Squamata, Lacertidae. The record is from RefSeq and is a predicted model, not a curated record.